AGUUCCACUAGUACAACUACCAGUAGAACUCAUUUAAUAAUUUGGGUAUCAAGAGAACAUGACGUAAGGUGCACAAAGUUGCGAAUUUACCAUUUCAAUUGUUUGUAAAUAAAUCCACACUAGCAUAAAUCCCUACACAGUUCGCAGAGCAGAACAUGUAUUCUGAUGUUUGAUUUAUUUCUACCGAAGAUUGGAAAUGAAUUCUGGUAAAUAUUUGAUGAUCUAACGUAGCUAAAUUACAUAUCUUAUAAUGCAAAGAAUAAGAUUAUUUUCUUCUCCUCUUGCCACCUCAUCAAAUAGGGCAAGGAGGUGGUGACAACUGUCCCAUUAUUUUGUUUUGUUGAGAAGGCAUUGAUUCACAUUUGAGCUUUUGGUUUCGUUGGAGAGUUUUGCUAUCCUUAAGUGUGUCCACGUCGAUAGGUAUUCAUUUAGCGGGGGCCACUUAGAUAAUAAAUAUAUCUGCUUUCGACGUUACUUUUGACCAAUGUAUUAUUUGAGUAUGCUUUGGACAUAAUGUUUGCCUUUUCAGAUUCUAGAUCUCCAAUCAUUAGGUUAAAAGCUAACAGUUCUGGCUCAGCGGAGUAAUGGAUAACCGAAGCACCCUACGGUGGAUACCUCAGUCACGCACUCUCUCCGCUCCUGUCCUUAUUUGAUCAAAACACAAAACUCUUUCGCCGGAGAUCAUCUCCUCCCUACUGCCGGCAAUCGGCAAGGACUCGCAAAAUCUCUCAAGAGCUUCAUCUUCGCCGCUCAUCUCCACGUUGACAACCACAUCACCGUUUUCUACUUCGACAAGGGGGAACCGAUCCCCUCCGACUUGCUUCUCCACCGGUUCAUCAACGGCGACGACUUCUCCAUCUUUUCAAUGGAUUUCUUCAAAUCAAAGUAAGGAUCUUCUGAUUCCAAGGAGAAAAGCACGAAGCCUUCUUCUUCCUGAUGAGCUUCUUCUUCCUGAUGAGCUUCUUCUUCGUCUCUCUUAGUAAGUUCUUCAGUAUAUAUUUUGAUUUUCAUCUACGUUCAAAGACGAGGCUUUGUGAUGAUUUAACUCUUCUAAUCAUAUUCUCUUUACACUUUAUCUUGGGUGGAUUUUCCAUGAAAUCAUCUGUGGUUAAAGAGGAGGAUGAGACACUGCGUGGAGGUGGCUAAGGGUCGUUGGCAUUUUUACUUUUACGUUUGUUAACGGUGGUGGAACCUCCAGAAGAUAAUGUUUUAGGGGUUUGUUGAUACGAUGAGAUGUAACUCUUUAUUCUAGAGCCUUUAAUCUGUUUUUCCAAUCAGUAUGAAGAAGGAGGCUGCAAAUCGUUAGAAAAGUAUAUCCUCUUUUCAAUCAUUUUUGCUCUUUGUUUGGCAAAUAACAUUUGGAUUAUGCAGAGGAUAUUUUAUAGAGGAACGCUGAGAAAAGUGUUGAGAUCAUCUCAGUUCAAAAACACUUGGCUUCCUCAGCAUACUAAGGUAGCAAAACAACCAGCUACCCUCAACGUAAUUUGCAUUUAGAUCCAUCAGUCACUGACACAUAAUAUAAUAGGAUGACUUCAUCAUGGACGUGUUUUUUUUUCUCUUUUUUUUUGGGUGUGUAGAUGUAAACAAAGAAGGUGUGAAUCAGAGGAUGAUUGUCUCCCUAUUCUAUAGAGGAAGACGAAUCCUAUCAAAAUGUAAGACAUUGAGAAAGAUGAUGUCAAAAGGGAGAGAAGACAGCGGAUAAUCUUUGGAAGGUUCCAUCUUUAUGUUAAUUCAAAUCCAGUAUUUCUAAUAUAGAUGAGCAGUCACAGAGGUGUCCAAAUCAACAUCAACUCUGUAAGUGAGGUAUUCUAAAUGGAUUCAUCGUAUGAGAUAGUAGGUAAAAAGAACACACAGUCCCUACUAAUUAAUACACCCACACACCUCCAUUUCUCUUUCAACUUCUGGUAUACAGGAAAAUCAUAUAAGCUAACUAUGUUGUGUAGAAAAAUAUGCUUCAGCGCUCAUCUUACUACUGCCAUAAAAUAUUUAUCCUUCUUAGUUUUCCAUUUUUUUCAACCUAUCUCUAAACUUUAUGAAAAAUAUUAUUUUUGGUAUUUAUUUGCUUGGAUUCCACUGACUAUGUGUAUUUUUUUUUCCCAGAUUCAGGUUAAAGUUAAGGGCAACAACAUGGUCAUGGUUUACGAGAUCUACACAUUUGCACCAUUUGGAGACUAUAAUGCUUCUGCUACUAAUGCUUAAUAUACAGGGCUACAAAAAGCUUUUCCUGUAUACCUGAGUGAUUCACCCGAUUUUGGUUCAUCUCAACCAGUCAAUCACGUUUCUUUUGUCAAUGGCUCUGGCCCUGGAGGUGGUUCAAAGAAGCCUGCUGAGAAAGGAUUUGCGACAAAAGGUGGCUGUAAUAGCUUCAGCAGCAGAGCAUGGAGACUAUCCCUGAGUUUCCAUUAGUGAGCAUGUUUUGAGGCUAUCCAUGAAUGUUAUCUAAAGGAUGGGAUCUUCCAUUCUGGUAGUAUUGCUGGUUCCUCAUAGAAGCAGCUUCAUCGUCAUCCUGAGGAAGGCGAUCAAACACAGCGUUCAUGAAAGAUGCAGCCAUCAGAAAAAACAUGACCAGAUGCUAUUAGCCCACCACCAACCUGUCGUUGAUGGUCAAACCAGUGAUCCCAAGCGGUGCUGGUGGGAGGCACAAUUGAUCGUAGCAAUGACAGGAUCUUGAAACGUCCAUGUUACGUCACUUUAGCUCCUGAUGAUGCUGGCUGCCUUAGUGUCACAUUGGUGACGCAACCAUUAGCAUUUAGUAUGCAGAGACUUCUCUGCUUCUUUCCAGAGAAAUCUGAUAUAGCUAGUCUCACAGGCAGAGAUGAUCACAACGGCAUGAACUCUGAGGAAACUUGGACUAUCGUGAGUCACAGUGAUUGGUGAUUUGGGUUUGUUCUUGGAGGCAUAUAGUCUACCUCUUUGCCUCUUAGUCAUAUCUCUUAUGAUGAAACCGAUUGUACCUCUUUGAGUAUUGCUUUCAUGUUGUUUUUAUUUUUAUUGCCUCUCUUUGCUGCUUCUUGGUUCCUCAUUGGAAAUGCUAACUUAGAUUCUACAGAGGUUGUAGUUAGAGUUGUACCUACAUUGAUAUCAAAAUGUUAGAACUCAACUGAGAUUUUGUGAGGAAUUUAUGGCUUUAAGUAAGAAGAUUAUGUGAAUUAUUAUACAUAGAAACACUAAAAGAAUGAUUGUGAAGAGUAGGAGAUGGUUGAGUUUUCAUCAAAACUUUUUUUUUCUUUUUUCUUUUUGGUCGAAAGUUUUCAUCAAAACUGUAAUUAAUAAUUAACAAAUCAUUUUGCCCAAAAAGGUAUUUGGCAGCCUACUUCUUUUAUGACAAUUGUCUUCUUUUGUAAAGACAUAGAUUAAUAUUUAAUAAUAAUGUUUUAAACAUGAAAUAACUGCCAAAAUUGAACUGUACACAGUUUUAUAUGGGCAUAUAAUAUGACUAUUUUGCAGGCGUGUUACAAAGUGUGUUCUUACCCUGCAACGAGAUUUCAGUUAAUAAUAGUAAUAUAUAUCUUCCAAGUGCAUGUUAGUAUUAUAUGCCCUGCAAAAUUUGUCUUUUUACGAUGAACGUAUAUGUACGGUUCAAUUUUUUAUAAAGAAUACUGAUUUUUAGGACUAAUUAAAUAAUGCCACAACUUCUGGUUCCUCAUUUGCAUAUGCAAAUAUAUAGAAAUUAAAGGAGAAUAUGCAUAACAAAAAGAUUUUGCAACUGCAAUCUUUUUCAAUAUUGUGCCAGAAAUUUAAAACCAAUCAAUAUUGUGCACACAUAUCAUUAAUCUAUUAAUAUAAAGAAAACCAUUCCCUCAUUCUCCUUCAACGACGUCACAUAAUAGUGUUACCAGAGGUCGACACGUGUCCAAAACACAAAUCGAUGAGUUUCAUAAAACUUUCAGUUACGUGGUUUUUAAUUUGAUCUGGGCCUUACAUUUGUUCAAUUCGGCGAGCCCAUCAAUGAGUUUCUCCAGUUGUAAACGCAGCUUUGACCUUCGUUUUCGUAUUAGGUUUAGCUUUCGUCUCAACACAGAACUAGAGUUCUUAGAGAGUUGAUUCAGCUUCUUGCUAACGCUCUAUACCAGUUACAAAAUCCCCAUCUUUAAAGUCAUUCUUAAAUAAUCACCCACUAUCUAUUUUGAAUGUGAUUUUCUUCCUGUGAGUCGGUGGAACUUCAAUUAUAAAAGGGUAAGCUUUCCUACUAUCACAACCAUCUUCUCAUUUUCUCUAAACAAGACAUUAAACUUAUAUCAAGAAAAUGGCUAACGCAUCAAUCUUCCUUUCUGUUCUGAAGACCGGACGAUGCUCCUCCACCGUUCAAGUCCGGUCCUCCGCUUCUCGGAAGCAAUGAACGUCCGACGCGGCGGCGAACUCAUGUGAGUCGACAUGUUGCUGCUUGAGGUUUAUUCUGUCCCUCUGCUGGAGUUCAUAACUAGAUUGGUUUUUUACAUUACCGGUUCACGUUCUACAGCAGAAGACACCAUUCCAAGAGAUGUCAAAAGUUCAUGCGGCGUCGACCAUCCAGAUAUGUAUUUUAUAUUUUUCGGUCAUGGGCUUACUGCAAGUACUCCUUUACACAACAGCAUCAUGAAUUGAGGAUUUAUACGAAAUUCUGCCCGGAAUAUGGAAGACCUUGACAGUACACCGAGGCUGAAAGCUAGCUUUAAUUUGUAGAAAGAACGCUGAGGUUAGAUUGGAUUAAAAGGAACAGCAAGUCAGCCAUCUUCACCAUCUUUCCAUCCGGUCUACAUCCUUACCGAUAAGAUCGCCCCAUCGCCCAUCCAUCUCAUCGACCCAGCUUCCCAGCCUGCAACAUUUGGUAUCAGAGCUUAAAGCUCCUAUAUCAGGUGAUAUCAAUCCAUAUUUAUCUCUGUUCUUGUUUCAUUCCUUGCUAGUUUUCACUUGUAAAACCAAAAAGCCAUAAAAAUUAAGUUUGAAUUUCUGCAUUUUGUUUUCUUGAGAAAAUAAAAUGAAAAAGAGAAAGAGUUUAGUUAGUUUGAUCCACGAAAUUCCUUUGACAUAUUAGUCUAGUUGUUUGCAUUCAUUUCCCCCAUCUCCCCUUUCCAUAUUGAAUUUUGCAUACCAUAAAAUCUGUUAUUUUGAAUUUUUCUCAUUUAUGUUGCAUCCUUAAAAUUAAAAAAAAAAAAUGAGAACCUCAUAUUUGUUUCAUACCCAUUUCGUGCAUGCCAUAUAGUAGUUAUAUUGUGCAUUUAAAUAAAAAAACCCAUUUAGUCUUAUUUGCAUUAGUUUUAUAGAAUUUUUUCCCUUUUCGGUUUUUUUGCAUUCCAAACCAAGAAACUUAAAAAAAAAAUUUGCAUUUGUCAUUUUUUAUUGCAUAUUUCAUAUCAGUCUGCCUUAGUUCAUGCAUAUCAUCUUUCAUUCAAAAUUUUUUUUUAUAAGAAUCAUAUUUCAAUUAUUUUCGAAUUUUACAUACCAUAUUUGCAUAUUUUGUUUCUGCACCUUCCAUUUUAAGAAAAGUCAAAAAAAAAAACAUUUCAUUGCAUUUGCUUCUUAUCAUUAUUGUUCAUAUUUGCUUGAAUAAUUUCAUCUCAUUAUAGUGUAUUUCGUGCAUAUCAUUGUGCAUUAAAAAAAAAUCCAUUUAGGUUUUUGUUUGCAUUCAUUUCAAAGAGCUGUUUCCAUUUUAGGUUGUUUGCAUUUCCUACAAAAAAAAAUCAGUGUUAUUUCUUGCUUCCAUAUUUAUCAUGACUUUUGUUUUAUUAUUACUCCAUAUUUUAUUUAUCACGAGCCUGCAUUCAAAAAAAAAAAUAUUCAACUUAGUUUAGUUCACUUGGUCCAUUAUUUGCAUAUUUAUUGGUUUUGCAUAAGUUUCAUUACUUAUUUUGUUCAUUUGCUCUAUCAGCUAUCUAAGCCACUAGUUUGAUAUAUUUAUCUUGCAAGGUACAUCAAUUCUAAGGCUAUGGAGUAUGAAGAAGAUGAUCUAAGUGAGAUCAAUACCUCAGAAAUAGAUUGGGGAGAAGAACCAGAUGACUUAAGUGAUGAUGGAGAAGACCAAGAACACCAGUCUUGUUAUGAAACUGAUUCUGAAAUCAGUUAUGGACGCCAUCAUGAGGAGGUUGGAGAUGAACCAGAGUCUCUUGAGCAAAGUUUCUCCAGGUCCAUUAGUAGAUGGAAUGAAGAAUACACACCAAUCAAAUACUCUUGGUCAAGACCAAGCAGUCCAUGGACAGAUUAUGGUGGGGAAAAGGAGGACGAGUUGUAUGAGGAUUACAACCUUAGAGAGCAGAGAAGGCAGUAGGCUAUGGACGUGCCCCAUAUAGUGUAUCAGCUCAACCUAAACCCACCAGCACAAAGAGAGCUCAACAAACACCAACCGGCCAAAAGAAGGGAGUAAGCAAAGAUUCUGCUUAUACAUCCAACACUCUAGUGUUUUCAGGUUCCAGCAAGAACCCUGAGGUGUAUUUGAGUUGGGAAAUUAACAUGGAGAAGUUUCUGCGGUCCAACAACAUUCCCAAAGAAAAGAAGCUAUCACAAGCUGUCCAAGCCUUCACGGGGAAUGCUUACAAAUGGUGGCUAAAGGAGAGCAGUCCUAGCAUCUACAACCAGCCCGUGGUAGAUUGGAGAGACCUUAAAGUCAGGAUGUAUAAAGAGUUUGCAGAGAAGUAUCAAGACAAAGUAGAUGCCACAUCAAAGUUCCAUUGUCAAGCAACGAGGAAAGUGAUGUCUACACCAAAACCGCAUACUGUUCCUAAACCAAAGAAGGCUCACGACCAUGAACCCAAGGAGAUAUCAUCUAGUGUACUUACACACCAAGCAGGGUUUAAGAGGUCGGCUCAAUUAAACAAGGUCCAGCCACAGCCAAUCACUACACCCUUACCUGAACUGCAAAAGUUACAAGAGAUGUGUCAAAGGCUCAAGGAGACUCUAGAACCCAAGGAGGAGAACACAUCAAACCAAGGUAAGUCUUCUGACCUUAUGAAACCCAAGAACCCAACUUGCUAUAGAUGCCAUAAACGUGGGCACUUUGCUGCUGUUUGUCCAUUUAAGAAAACCUUGAAAGAAACAUCACUAGGAGAGCAAACUGAAAUAUCAAAAAUAAGUGAUAGUUUAAUUCAAUCUGAUUUGUUGGUUUCCAAUGCUUGUAUAAUGCUCUUGUCUAUGUCAAAAGGUUUUUAUACAGGUACUAAGGGGCAUGAUGAGUCCAUUAAAGAAGAACCAACCAAAGGAAGUGAUAUUCUUGUUCCUUUAGAGCUUUCAAAUUCUGUAAUUAUGCACCUCUUGCCAAAAGAUUUUGAUCCAGGAAUGAGAAAAGUUGAUGGACGACCAGACAAUGAUGAGAAGUUUAAGGAGAACCAGGGACAGCACCUGACUUGUCCACAAAACGUUGAAGAAGUACAAGAAACAGCAAGAGUACACAAGCUGUCAAAGAGCAAAUCAUACUUCAACUUGCUGAAACAAUUUGGGUAAAUCUAAACUUUACUUUUCCUAUUUAUAAAUUUUCAAACCCUGAUAUAAUUCAAUUGUUUCCUGCCAAAAGUGUUGAAUUUGUUUCAGGAACAGAGACUAAAGAUCAUAUGUAUGAUCCACCCAAGGAGAGCACAAGGUGUUUAUAUGCCAAGAGAAAACAAGAAAUUGUCCACAGCCACACCUUGAUUCCAUACGACCCAGGAGAUCAAGCACCACCCAUCAGAGUGCCAGACCAAAACAGAGGAGUAGUGUUGUCGUUCCUACCCAAAGGAGAACCACCAGAUGUGCCAUCAAAGAUCAAACCGAUCAAAUACAAAGGUAAGCUAAGGUCCUAGAAUCUCAAAGGAAGAUGAAACCUGACUUGCUCUAUCUUGGUGCAGAUUAUCCAGUUUCGAGGUCAAAACUUUUUCAAGGGAGAGGGUAUGAUGCGGCCAUCAAAUCAGUACCUGAACCAAGAGCCAACCAGUUGCACCAAUCAGCUAAACAAGAGACUAACCAGGAUAUGUGUUCAGUAAAAACGGAGUGUCUUACCAACCAUGAAGAGUUUUGCCAUGAAACCAAUUUUCAUGCAUUAUACACUCAACAAGGAGUUAAGAAAAAUUGGAAGUAUCUUCAAAUCUACUCGGACCAGGAAGAUAUGAAUUUUACAAACAAGAUGUUCUCCAGCCCGUCCAUCUGCGAGAAUCCGAGUUUAGAAGUUAUUUCAAGUCCAACCAAGAAGCGUUAACCAAAGCAUGGACUUAAAUAUGGAUCUAUUAGCUUUCCAACAAGCCAAGAAUGAGGAGAACAUUCCACCUAAAUAUGGAGUUAUGGCCCAAUUCCCUAAACCAGUCAAACCAGUUCUGCAAUUGCCUAAUUUGGAGUCUCACCGGUUCAAUCUUAGUCAAACCAAAAAAUGGCGACCAGGAGAGGUUUCUAAGCAUCUGAGAAGUAUAUCCAGUGAUUCAGGAGUAGUUGAAGAGUUCUUACCAUGCACCAGAGUCCACAUGAUCAGGAGGUCUUAUUGUUUGGGAACUUUCCUAAAUUGGAUGCAUCCCCACUUUAGAGAAUAAGUGACCAACGACCAAGCCAUCAAAGCUGCAGCGUUUUGGAAGCAUUCCUUACUUGUCUAAGAGUCUUAAGAUGCACCAGCACUCACCAGAACACACGGAUUCAAGCAAGACCAGACUUGCCAUCUUUGGAGCUAUUUUUGGAAUUAUUGCCCAUCAAUUCCCAACAGCUCUUUUCAAGCCAAGACUACAAAGAUUUCGGCCAGGUCUUCAGCAUUCAAGAUGUUCCCAAGAAGAUUAACUACACCAUCAAACCGUCCAGAUACAAAACCAGAAUCAAAUCCCUUGAAGAAAGCUUUUGGAUCCAAGAUAUCUUCCAACGGCUAGUUUUAUCGGUUUUCCUUAUUUGUUUGCUUCUUUCUUUGUUUUAGUUUUCUAGCUAAGUUAAGGCAAGAACCUAUAUAAGCUCUGUCUAGUCUUCAUUGUAAGUCACCUUUCAAUCCUUAAGAAAUAAUAUUCAGUUUGUUUAUUUUUAUCAAAGAGAGUCUUUGAAUAGAAAUCUGUCUUUAGGAUAC
Molecule: messenger RNA, 8977 nt
Organism: Brassica napus (rape)
Lineage: Eukaryota; Viridiplantae; Streptophyta; Magnoliopsida; Brassicales; Brassicaceae
Exons: 4
Coding region: 6427-7413 (328 amino acids)
Molecular function (GO): nucleic acid binding; zinc ion binding
Source: RefSeq, a predicted model, not a curated record